UGCUGCAGGGGAGGUGGCAUGGAGCGCGCCGCGGAGGCGCGCCGGAGCCCCGGGAGUCAAGGCGAGAGCCGGGAGGAAGCUGCUUCGCGUUGCCAACCUCCAGGCGUUUCCAAGUGGGACAUCCGACAGAAGAUUUGGGAUUACCUGGAAGCCAGUAAUUUAGCUGAUUUCCCCAGGCCUGUCCAUCACCGGAUCCCUAAUUUCAAGGGUGCCCCUCGGGCCUGCGCAAGAAUCCCGGAUUUGCAGGAGUUCCAGUGCGCCAAGAUCAUUAAAGUAAACCCUGACGCACCCCAGAAGAAUGCCCGCUUUUUAACCCUGGAAGCCAGGAAAACCCUCUUGGUGCCAACCCCGCGGCUGAGAACUGGACUUUUCAACCAGAUUGUCCCUCCCCCUGGAGCAGGCAAAGACACCCUGAGAAAAUGUGCUACCUCACAGGGUGUCAGGGAUUAUAGCGUGCCGAUAGGGCUCGAUGCAAAUGUGCACGUCGACCUCGUGGUGGUGGGAUCCGUGGCUGUCUCUGAGAAAGGCUGGCGAAUCGGGAAAGGGGAAGGCUUUGCAGACAUGGAAUACGCCAUGAUGGUCUCCAUGGGUGCUGUGAGAGAGGACACGGUAGUCGUUACGGCUGUUCACGACUGCCAGGUAGUGGAUAUACCAGAAGAGCUGCUUGGUGACCACGACAUGACUGUGGACUACAUUUUCACCCCAACAAGAGUGAUCCAGACGGGCUGCAAGCGUCCAAAGCCCCAGGGGAUCCUAUGGCACAAGAUCAGUUACAAGACAAUGGAGAAAAUCCCAAUUCUCAAGAGCCUUCGUUGCAGAGAGGAAAAAGCCGGGAAAGAUGUCACCCUCAAAGAGGAACGGACAGAUGUUCCAGCUGUUGUCAAGCCAGCCAGCAGAGCCCGGGAUGCUAGGCCUGAAAGUGCCAGGUUGCAGAACGAGUCCAGCGUGUGCCAAAGAAGCCCAGGGGAUGAGUCUCGGCCCGCUAGCUCAGACCAUCUUCAUGAAGUUUCCAGUCUGUUUGUGGGGAACAUCCCUCGGGGAACCAGGGUGAGCGACUUCAAGGCUGUCCUCCGGGAGCGCCAGGCCACACCUGUGCAGCUCACCUGGCAGGGAGCGCAGCACCGAGCGUUCCUCCGUUACAGCGAUAAAGCGGCAUCCGAUGCCGCCUUGGCGGCUUUGCAAGGUCUGACGCUCCAAAGUUGUGCCCUGAGAGUGGAACCUGCCAAGGCCCAAGGCAGCAAAAUGGCUAGUGGACAGUGACGGGCAAAUAGGAAAGGCAACCCCGUUCUUGGUGUGGCUACCCAACAGAGCUCCAAGUCAAAGAGUUUUUGUCCCUUUAGUCUCGGGGGCUUUAUUUUUGGACACAAGUGUUAACACAGAAUGGUUUUAAACUGCUUUGAUGCUCCCCUGGGAGAUAUUGUUUCAUUUUAUUUAUAUAGGAGAUUUAUAAGCUGCCCCUCCUGUGAAGGGGUACCAUUACUGGAACUUUACUGGCAAAUCCAGUUCCAACAGUCCUGGAGGGAAGCAACAGUUAAAACUGCUUUACAUACACAGGGUAAAAUGUACCUUGUAUGUAAAACCUGUUCACAACUUGCAAAGAACUUGCUGUGCUAUUAAAUGGCUUGAAAAUUCAGAAAUGUGAGAAGUUCUCCAUUUCUCUUACUCUUGUAUCCUUUGCUGUCCUCCUCAGUGGACAACAAUUCUCAAAAAUGUGUGUACAGCAAGGUUUUCUCACAAGGAAGCAUGAGUGCAGGGGGUCACAUGCAGAACUCUCAUAUAAAUGCU
This is a messenger RNA of Eublepharis macularius, 1785 nucleotides long. It is a transcript of the gene MTHFSD, whose product is annotated as methenyltetrahydrofolate synthetase domain containing. Gene Ontology annotation, cellular component: cytoplasm. The transcript is spliced from 8 exons. Gene Ontology annotation, molecular function: RNA binding. Lineage: Eukaryota; Metazoa; Chordata; Lepidosauria; Squamata; Eublepharidae. The record is from RefSeq and is a predicted model, not a curated record. The coding region runs from base 19 to 1260 and encodes 413 amino acids.